UUUUUUUUGUCAUCAAUCCUUUCAAUUUCUCGCAAUACAUAAUUCUAAAAAAAAAGAAAGGUGAAUUUAUUCUGUUCAUUGCUCGUUCUGUUCUUCCCACUUUCACUGAAGAGAGCAGCCGCAGAGAUGCAAGCUGAUUCUUCUCCGUUCAAGAUAAUUCUCGGGUCUUCUUCAAUAGCCCGGCGGAAGAUUCUAGCCGAGAUGGGAUAUGAAUUCACGCUGAUGAGUGCAGAUAUUGAUGAGAAAAGUAUCCGAAAGGAUAAGCCCGAAGAGUUGGUGAUGGCCCUUGCUGAGGCUAAGGCAGAUGCUAUCACAUCAAAACUACAUUCUCUAAAUAAUCCAGAGGGUUCUGAAUCGGCCAUUUUGAUUGCAGCAGAUACAGCAGGAGCCAUUUCCCAGAAGCUCCCUUUGGGUGACUACACAAAGGAUGCUGUUGAGCCCACGCUAUUAAUUACUGCUGACCAAGUGGUGGUGUAUGAAGGUGCUGUCAGGGAAAAACCAUCCAGCAAGGAAGAAGCUUGGGAAUUCAUAAAAGGAUAUUCUGGGAGACAAGCUGCUACCGUGAGCUCUGUCCUCGCUACUAACCUUAAAACUGGGAUCAGGAAAGGAGGAUGGGACAGAGUUGAGAUAUUUUUUCAUGAAAUACCAGAUGAAACGAUUGAAAAGCUGAUUGAGGAAGGAAAUGUGCUAUACGUUGCUGGGGCACUAAUCAUAGAGCAUCCUCUGAUAUUGCCAUUAGUAAAAGACGUGAUGGGAACAACUGACAGCGUGAUGGGACUCCCAAAAGCUCUUACCGAGAAGCUCAUAAAAGAGGUUCUGUGAGUGAAGUAGCUUGCUUGAUCUUUCACUAUCGGUGUCUCUGGAGAAGUCACUGGGAUUUCUUGGCUACUGCUGCUGUUUGUCUCGUUUUCACUUGUUUGAGCUCGACACUCUUCAACCGAUGGUGUAGUAUCAUGCAUAUAUGAAACUGAGUAGUCCAUACUCACGAUUACUUCCUUUAAAUGACAAUUGGAAGCUGUAAGAGAUCAUUUGGUCCUCAUAUUUACAUGGCUCUUUGAAAGGAACUUAUGUCGGUUUGAUUAAAAAAAUAUAUAUAGAAAUCUUGCCUCAAUCGACUUAGAUAA
This is a messenger RNA of Punica granatum (pomegranate), 1124 nucleotides long. NCBI's taxonomy places the organism in Eukaryota, Viridiplantae, Streptophyta, Magnoliopsida, Myrtales, Lythraceae. The record is from RefSeq and is a predicted model, not a curated record.